AUGGUGCACCCAUAUAUGUUUACCAAAGCUGUUGUAAGUAAUGAUGUAAAACAAGAUAAAGUGAAGGAUGAUUUUAAAUCAGAUGAGGUGCAGGAUGAAAUUAAACCGGGUGAGGUGAAGGAUGAUGCUAGACCGGUUGUUGUCGAAAUAGAUGUCCACAUGGAGGCCAAGAAAUUAAGGUUUGGCAUUGUAAUAGGAAGGUCUGUCAAGGGUUCUAAUAGAAGGAAAGCAUUUGCAUCCAUGAGAUGCGAGAGAAGUGGCAUGUAUAGAGUUUUUGGGGAUAAAUUCAUUGUUCGUGACAUAUUUUGGACUCAUUCUGAAAGUAUCAAGUUGUUCAACAAAUUUCCCAAUGUCCUCAUAAUUGAUUCAACGUAUAAGACCAACAAGUACCUGCUUUCGCUUUUGAAAAUUAUUAGUGUUACUUCUACGGAGAAGAGUUUUUCAGUGGGAUUUGCAUUUUUGGAAUCCGAAAAAGAGGUCAAUGUUAUAUAA
Molecule: messenger RNA, 492 nt
Organism: Vicia villosa (hairy vetch)
Lineage: Eukaryota; Viridiplantae; Streptophyta; Magnoliopsida; Fabales; Fabaceae
Exons: 3
Coding region: 1-492 (163 amino acids)
Source: RefSeq, a predicted model, not a curated record